Cynocephalus volans (Philippine flying lemur) is the source of this 1991-nucleotide messenger RNA. It is a transcript of the gene FBXW2, whose product is annotated as F-box and WD repeat domain containing 2. The coding region runs from base 229 to 1668 and encodes 479 amino acids. The transcript is spliced from 9 exons. Gene Ontology annotation, molecular function: protein binding. The record is from RefSeq and is a predicted model, not a curated record. NCBI's taxonomy places the organism in Eukaryota, Metazoa, Chordata, Mammalia, Dermoptera, Cynocephalidae.
GAGAUGACGCAAGCAGCACCGGAAGCCGCUCCCCCGUGAGGCUGCGGACUCCGAGCAGCGGCCGGAGGUCCAGGCGCCAUGGCUGCGGAGCGGACCCGGCCGCUGCGAGGCUCUGGAGGCCCGAGCGCGCCUAGUCGGUGUGAGCCCGGCGCGAGGUCCCGGGCCCCGGGGCGCUCGCUCAGAUAUUUUUAAGAGAAACUUUGUGACAAGAUCAUAGGGUUGAAAUGGAUGUUAGUGGUCAUGUCUGUUCCAGUCUCAGUGCCACAAAAAGCCUUCCUGCCAGGUAAAUUUUUCCAUAACCUUAUGGAGAGAAAGGACUUUGAGACAUGGCUUGAUAACAUUUCUGUUACAUUUCUUUCUCUGACGGACUUGCAGAAAAAUGAAACUCUGGAUCACCUGAUUAGUCUGAGUGGGGCAGUCCAGCUCAGGCAUCUCUCCAAUAACCUGGAGACUCUCCUCAAGCGGGACUUCCUCAAACUCCUGCCCCUGGAGCUCAGUUUUUAUUUGUUAAAAUGGCUCGAUCCUCAGACUUUACUCACAUGCUGCCUCGUCUCUAAACAGUGGAAUAAGGUGAUAAGUGCCUGUACAGAGGUGUGGCAGACUGCAUGUAAAAAUUUGGGCUGGCAGAUAGAUGAUUCUGUUCAGGACGCUUUGCACUGGAAGAAGGUUUAUUUGAAGGCUAUUUUGAGAAUGAAGCAACUGGAGGACCAUGAAGCCUUUGAGACCUCAUCAUUAAUUGGACACAGUGCCAGAGUGUAUGCACUUUACUACAAAGAUGGACUUCUCUGUACAGGGUCAGAUGACUUGUCUGCAAAGCUGUGGGAUGUGAGCACAGGGCAGUGCGUUUACGGCAUCCAGACCCACACUUGUGCAGCGGUGAAGUUUGAUGAGCAGAAGCUUGUGACAGGCUCCUUUGACAACACUGUGGCCUGCUGGGAAUGGAGUUCCGGAGCCAGGACCCAGCACUUCCGGGGGCACACAGGGGCGGUGUUUAGCGUGGACUACAAUGAUGAACUGGAUAUUUUGGUGAGUGGCUCUGCAGACUUCACUGUGAAAGUAUGGGCUUUAUCUGCUGGGACAUGCCUGAACACACUCACCGGGCAUACAGAAUGGGUCACCAAGGUGGUUUUGCAGAAGUGCAAAGUCAAGUCUCUCUUGCAUAGUCCCGGAGACUAUAUCCUCUUAAGUGCAGACAAGUAUGAAAUCAAGAUCUGGCCAAUUGGAAGAGAAAUCAACUGUAAGUGCUUAAAGACAUUGUCUGUCUCUGAGGAUAGAAGUAUCUGCUUGCAGCCAAGACUUCAUUUUGACGGCAAAUACAUUGUCUGUAGUUCAGCACUGGGUCUCUACCAGUGGGACUUUGCCAGUUAUGAUAUUCUCAGGGUCAUCAAGACUCCUGAAAUAGCAAACUUGGCCUUGCUUGGCUUUGGAGAUAUCUUUGCCCUGCUGUUUGACAACCGUUAUCUGUACAUCAUGGACUUGCGGACAGAGAGCCUGAUUAGCCGCUGGCCUCUGCCAGAGUACAGGAAAUCAAAGAGAGGCUCAAGCUUCCUGGCAGGCGAAGCAUCCUGGCUGAAUGGAUUGGAUGGGCACAAUGACACAGGCUUGGUCUUUGCCACCAGCAUGCCUGACCACAGUAUUCACCUGGUGUUGUGGAAGGAGCACGGCUGAUGCCAUAAGCCACCACCGCUGAUUAACUUUGGGUGCCAGGGCUGCGGGUUUUGGGUGCAACCUCUGUGGCAGCCAACUGCAUGAACCAAAGUUCUCACCUAAUGGUAUCAUCACGCAGUGAACAAUCAUUUAUCUAUGUUUGCCAGGGGCCAGGGCUCGGGGCGGGGGAGGGCUUGUUUUCUUGGCAUACAAUGCAGCAUGCUAAUGGGGUACACCAUUGACUUCAUUUGUACUUAGUUAUGUUGGUCUGUAUAAGAGGAUGCAUUUUGGGUUCAUCUUUCUUGAAUGGAAUAUUGGUUUUAAGUAAAGAAAGUUAAAUGAUU